Molecule: messenger RNA, 2324 nt
Organism: Girardinichthys multiradiatus
Lineage: Eukaryota; Metazoa; Chordata; Actinopteri; Cyprinodontiformes; Goodeidae
Gene: txndc12
Product: thioredoxin domain containing 12 (endoplasmic reticulum)
Exons: 7
Coding region: 64-585 (173 amino acids)
Cellular component (GO): endoplasmic reticulum
Source: RefSeq, a predicted model, not a curated record
CCGGGUCGUGAGUGAUCACGUCCGCUACUUGUUAGCCACAGCUGUAGAAGAAAGCCAGGCAAAAUGCAAACGUCUAUAGUCAAUAUCGUCGUUUUCUCGUUGCUGCAGAUUUUAUUGUCUUUUUCGUGUUUUCAAGAGGCUGUAGAAGCAGCCAGCGGAAAAGGAUUUGGAGAUAACAUUCACUGGAGGACGCUGGAAGAUGGCAAAAAAGAGGCAGAGGCCAGCGGGCUGCCAGUCAUGGUCAUCAUUCACAAGAGCUGGUGUGGAGCCUGCAAAGCACUAAAGCCCAAAUUUGCUGAAUCGAGGGAAAUCUCUGAACUGGCACACAACUUUAUAAUGGUGAACCUGGAGGACGAAGAGGAGCCGAAGGAUGAAGCCUUCAGCCCGGACGGUGGAUACAUUCCCCGGAUUCUCUUCCUCGAUCCAAGUGGCAAAAUUCAUCCUGAAAUCACUAACAAAAACGGGAAUCCCAACUACAAGUACUUCUACAGCACCGCCGAACAAGUCGUGUCUGGUAUGAAGGAGGCGCAGCAGAAGCUGACUGGUGACGCCUUUAAACAAGGCCACUCAGGGGUCGAGCUGUGAGGAGACGAGAGGCGAGCUCCAUCAAGGCUGUAAGGGCUACACUUCCUCUACAUGAGCAGCUGAGCUCCCUUCAAUAUUUCCACAUCUAACGGUAGAAAGUAGACUGUUUCAGCUGAUUUUUAAAACCACAGGUGCAUGAGUAUUCUUUCCUGUCCUGCAUUGUUUUCCUGGCUCUGCAAUCAUUUCCCCCAAUGUUUAAAUCAUGUAUGUUUCUAAGUUGCCCUUUAUUAAAUGUCAAUGCAAUUUACUGUACUUGGUGUCUGUAGGGGAUGUUAGCCACGUUAACUUUCCUUUAUUAGCUCCCAGCUGCCUGCGCUGUUUAAUGCAUUCAAUGUUUUUUUUAUUAGAGAGCCAUGACAUUUAUUUCUUUGGCAUUGACAAGUUGAGAAGCACAAAAUGGCCAUGCAUGGGAGUCAAUUAUGCUUAUGCAGAGAUCAAGGUUAUUUAAAUGUCAGCAUCUUGAAGGAAAGCCUCAGUUCAUGGAGUUAUUAAAAUAAAUGGUUUCCUAGGAAAUUUAUUUCAUCAGGAAAAUUGUUAUAUUAGAUGUAUAAAAUCUGUCCAUUUGAUUUGGUUAAAUUUGAUUUAAAAUAUCAGGAUUUUAGUUGGGAUUUUUUUUAAACAGUGCUUUUCAUUUAAAACAGGCAUUUUGUUUAGAAAACAGUAGGGUGGGUUGGUGAUCCUCCAGGUGCUGGUGGUCUGCAAGUUUUAGACGCAUCCCUGCUCCAGCACAUCUGGCUAAAAUGAAUGAGUUAGAAAUUCUCCAAUCCAGAUCUCUGCCUUUGCAGAUGUUUUGCUGCAGGGCUGAAUAUUAGGAAAACAAGUUGCCAUGUAAUUGAUCAUAAUUGAGGCGUUUUAUCAUCCGAAAUCUAAAAUCGAAAGUUCGUCCAACUGGCCCGAGAUAUUUGCACGUGGCGAGUUCAUCCAUGUCCCUUUGAAAUAAAUGCCUACCAAAAGUUGCAUCAAAGCAGCAAUAUGCGAUUGAGAUAUUACACGGAUUAAUACUGCGAUGGAGCUUUAUUUUCCAGCGUUUACAUGUUGGUGUUGUAUAAGCUUACAUAAACAACCACAGGUAUUGUAAGCCAAACUCCAGGAUUUUGUGCCCAUAUCUUCAAUCAGUAGGACCUGGAUCGGUACCUUAGCCAGACAUCUGAUCCAAAAAUGGUAACGGUAUCCGUUCCAUCUCUAACUCAUCUCCAGAUGAGUUAACAGACAUCUGGAGAACGUUGACAGCUGGUGAGGCAUUUUCAACCAGCCUUAUUAAAGCGUACUGGGAGCAGGGACUGCACUCCAGGACUGAAAACCGCUGCGUUAGACCGAAGGAUUUUCAGGGUAAUUUUGUUGGUAUAAUUGAAGAUGCUUUAUGUCCACUGCUGACGUUAAAAGAAAAAUAAUUACUAUUAUCCCAGGAAAAGACUGUUAUGCCAAAGAUGAGCUGUUUUAUUAAAAAUAAAUGUAUAACCUCAUUUUUUUCUCUCUCCCCAAGUCAACUAAUUUAACACCUAAAGCAAUGUGCUUCCAAAGAUCCUCUACUGUAUUUUACUUGACAAUAAUCACCAUGUGCAAACAAGUCUCUUACCUGAUUUACUAUUUAUCUUAGUUUCUGAAUACUAGAUAAUCCUGCCAUAUUAAGUGUUUUAGUUCUGCUGCAUGUCUUUUUUUAAAACUCUAAGAGGAAAAAAAGCCGAUUUACAUGUCUUGAUGUAUUUUAUACACGUGAAAAUAAAAGUUUGUUGUAUUGG